AUGGUCAUUCCAGUCGGGAGCGAAGAGGAGUACCGCGCACUCAAGCAGUUGAGCAGCUUCGGUCUUGGUGGUAUAAAGGACGGUAGCUCCUCCUCUUCCUCAUUCAUCAUCCUGGAUCGCAUCACUGUUAACAUGGCCCGGUCAGAGAGCUUAUGCCAUCUGGAGAGGCUACAGGAUUAUGAUAUUGUUGCAUUACGACCUGAGAGUGAUUCUGUUAUAUGGACACUACUUGGCGAUGAGACACUCCGGAACCAAGUUGAUGUCAUAUCCCUCGACUUGAGCCCCAAUGGAGCUUCUGCGCAGGUUACCCUGAAACGUGGUCUGGUCGAGGCGAUCCGCAAAGCAGGUUUGUUUAUAGAGCUAGAUUUGGGCGAGUACAUGAGAAGCCUUGGUGAUCAACGGGCUGAGAUACUGGCACGGGGCGCCUACAUUCUACGAUGGUCUGGUCAUGGUGAUGGGGUAAUACUUACCUCCGGUGCCCGAAAUAUAAUGGACGUUCGAUCUCCUACCGAUUUCGACAAUUGGGGCCGGGCUUGUCUCGAGGAGGUUCACAUCGAUCACGUCGAUUCAUAA
This is a messenger RNA of Perkinsus marinus ATCC 50983, 573 nucleotides long. RefSeq lists its product as hypothetical. The record is from RefSeq and is a predicted model, not a curated record. Bases 1 to 573 code for a protein of 190 amino acids. Lineage: Eukaryota; Perkinsozoa; Perkinsida; Perkinsidae. Gene Ontology annotation, molecular function: RNA binding. Gene Ontology annotation, biological process: tRNA processing. Gene Ontology annotation, cellular component: nucleolar ribonuclease P complex. The transcript has 3 exons.